AUGCUUCCAGAAACGCGACCCGCCAUCAUCUGCCUCCAUGGCCACGGAAGCAACGGGGCAAUCUUCCAAUACCAAUCCCGCAAAAUCAUCCAAGUCCUCGGAACCCGCUUCCGCUUCCUCUUCAUCGACUCUCCCAUCACAACCCCCCAGCCCGGCGUAGGAGUCCUGCCCUACUUCGCGGAAGUCAAGCCCUACAGGCGCUGGCACCAAGAUGCAAACACAAUCGGCUUAUUCGACGUCACACCUGAAGAUAUAGUCCGCGAAAGACGUAUCGUACGGCAUAACCUGGCCGACGUGAUAGAGCGUGAGCGCCAGAACGGUCUGGGCGUCGUCGGCGUCAUGGCCUUUAGUCAGGGUACGCGUGUGGCGACUGCUUUAUGUCUUGACCCGGAGCUUGGAGUGGAUAUCAAGUUCGCUAUUAUGAUUUGUGGGAUUUGUCCUUCGUUGCCGCUGACUGCUGAGCCUUUGUCGCGGACGUUGGAUAUUUUGUCUGUUCAUGUUCAGGGGAGUACCGAUCCGUGGUCGUCCAAAGGGACGAGGCUGUCAAAGGAGUAUUUCAAUCAGAAACUUUCGAGUGUUGUGAAGUUCAAAGGGGGCCAUGAGAUUCCCGCUAAGUCGCAGGAUGUGGAUAAUAUUGCUGGAAAGGUUAUGGUGGAAUAUGAUUGUGACUCUGUGCCAGCUGCACCAGCCAUGAUAUCUGUCUAG
Molecule: messenger RNA, 705 nt
Organism: Penicillium cinerascens
Lineage: Eukaryota; Fungi; Ascomycota; Eurotiomycetes; Eurotiales; Aspergillaceae
Product: putative oxidoreductase
Exons: 1
Coding region: 1-705 (234 amino acids)
Biological process (GO): secondary metabolite biosynthetic process
Cellular component (GO): nucleus; cytoplasm
Source: RefSeq, a predicted model, not a curated record